AUGCCGAAGAACAUGGGUAAGGGCGGUAAGUCCUUCAAGGCUGGUAACUCGAAGGGCAACAUGCAGAACCAGAAGCGUGACCUCACCUACGCCAACCCCGACGAGGGCGAGGAGUACGCGCAGGUAAAGAAGGCACUCGGCAACCUCCGUCUCGAGCUCCAGCUCGCCGGCGGCUCCACCGUCAUCGGCGCCAUCCGCGGCGCGAUGGUGCGCAAGGUGUGGAUCGGCCAGGGCGACGUAGUGCUCGUGGCGAAGCGCGAAUUUAAUGAGAACGACGUAGUCGACAUUAUUCACCGCUUCACCCCGGCCGAGGUCCGCUUGCUGGUGAAGGAGAACGCCAUCCCGCGUGACUUCCGGUCUGCCGAGGAGCGCGACAACAACGGCAACACCGAUUAUAUCUUUGUGAACGACGAGGAUGACGCGCAGAACGACGACGAUGACCAGAAUGCGAUCGACCGUAACGAGGUCAUCAUGGACGACCCCCUCGCUGCUCUUGACAACCUCUAA
Leishmania major strain Friedlin is the source of this 507-nucleotide messenger RNA. Its product is annotated as putative eukaryotic translation initiation factor 1A. The transcript has a single exon. Gene Ontology annotation, cellular component: cytoplasm. Gene Ontology annotation, molecular function: translation initiation factor activity; RNA binding. The record is from RefSeq and is a predicted model, not a curated record. Bases 1 to 507 code for a protein of 168 amino acids. NCBI's taxonomy places the organism in Eukaryota, Euglenozoa, Kinetoplastea, Trypanosomatida, Trypanosomatidae. Gene Ontology annotation, biological process: translational initiation.